CACAUUCAGAGCGUCCCAAGGUUCAUUUCGAAGAAUUGGCUCUUCAGCUGCAGUCAUGGUGAACGGGACAUUAUCUGCUACUGUUGUUCAUAGUUUGUUAUACUUCUUUGUUCCUUGUCCACAUCCUGAGCAGCUGCGUAGCAACAAUAUCGACAUACAGCAGUUUCUGGGGAAAUGGUACUUUCAAUUAGCAGUCAGUCACAAAGAGGCUCACAUCGGGGAGUAUAAUGCAAUAGACAGCUUUGUGAUCACUGCGGAGGAGACGGCCCAAAAGAUGCUGCUGCUGACCGGACAUGUGCGCAAAGGGGAUACCUGCACAAAUCAGACCUGGACCUACCGCAUACGCCCUGAGAGCAAUGACUUUGAAUUGGAAGGGAGGCCACAGCGAUGGACCUUGCUCUGGGAAAGUGAUUCAAAGCACUGCAAAGACUGCAUCCGUAUCCAGGAAAUAGAGCCCCCUCUAGACAGUACAGGCUCGGAGGACAGCCUUGGCAGACACUUGGUGUUUGCUCGAAAGAAGAAGGACGACAGUGAGAUUACACCAAUUCUGGAAAGUCUAGCUUGUCACGGCUUAAAGUAUUAUGUCAAACCAGAUCAAAAGAAAGAGUUUUGCACCUAGACAUUGUCUUCAAGCUGUUGCCAUGGACAUCUUGAAGGAUAACAAGUUUAUUUCACUUGGGUUUUUUUUCUUGUGUCAUGGGGAAAUAAAUAAAGCACAAUUCCAAGUUUUA
This is a messenger RNA of Scomber scombrus (Atlantic mackerel), 731 nucleotides long. It is a transcript of the gene apom, whose product is annotated as apolipoprotein M. Lineage: Eukaryota; Metazoa; Chordata; Actinopteri; Scombriformes; Scombridae. The transcript is spliced from 7 exons. Gene Ontology annotation, cellular component: low-density lipoprotein particle; very-low-density lipoprotein particle; high-density lipoprotein particle. Bases 56 to 619 code for a protein of 187 amino acids. Gene Ontology annotation, biological process: high-density lipoprotein particle remodeling; cholesterol efflux; high-density lipoprotein particle assembly. The record is from RefSeq and is a predicted model, not a curated record. Gene Ontology annotation, molecular function: lipid carrier activity; phospholipid binding.